Mucor velutinosus is the source of this 513-nucleotide messenger RNA. RefSeq names its product Ras guanine nucleotide exchange factor bud5 (gene BUD5). The record is from RefSeq and is a predicted model, not a curated record. Gene Ontology annotation, biological process: defense response to fungus; defense response to bacterium. Bases 1 to 513 code for a protein of 170 amino acids. Lineage: Eukaryota; Fungi; Mucoromycota; Mucoromycetes; Mucorales; Mucoraceae. The transcript has 2 exons.
AUGUUGAAAUUCUUGCUCUUUACAUAUAUCUGUACAUUCUUGUUCACAUUAUCACAAGCUGUAAACAGUACACCUGAUGGCAGACGUGGGCUUGCUCGUAUCAUGGAUAUGAGCGCAGCAUCCGGCUUUGACAAUUUAGAUAAAAGAGAUAGAGUGACAUGGUAUUCUGGCCAAGAUCUUAAAAAAGCUGCUUGUUACUCUGGUAGAAAUAACUUGCCUCGUGUGGAUGCUAAGGUGGGCGACAUGAUUGGAGCUAUGGCAAUGCAUGGUUUUGAGCAAUGCUACAAAUGUAUGCAAAUUACAAACAACCGACAAAAGAACAAAAAGAUCAUUGUUCAGAUUAUUGACAAAUGUGCUGCCUGUAAGGUUGGAAAGCAUAUUGAUUUGACGCCAGGUGCUUUCAAGAAGCUUUCUCCAAAGGGUGAUAUGGACGUUGGUGUGCUCGAUAUUAGCUUCAAGCCUGUAAAAUGUCCCUCUGGUGGUAUCUUUGAUGUGCUUGCCAAACUAUUGUAA